Molecule: messenger RNA, 9063 nt
Organism: Pelmatolapia mariae (spotted tilapia)
Lineage: Eukaryota; Metazoa; Chordata; Actinopteri; Cichliformes; Cichlidae
Gene: arhgap5
Product: Rho GTPase activating protein 5
Exons: 7
Coding region: 509-5032 (1507 amino acids)
Biological process (GO): Rho protein signal transduction; regulation of cell size
Cellular component (GO): cytosol
Molecular function (GO): GTPase activator activity; GTP binding; GTPase activity
Source: RefSeq, a predicted model, not a curated record
GAGAAAGUCGCCAUUACUGCCUGGCUGUGCUGCUGAGAGGGGAGGGAGCAUACAGAGCCAGGUUUCGGCUUUCAACGCAUACCACACUAACAGCACCAAAAUACACUAAAAUACGGGCUAACCGGGCUUGUAGGACUACAGUGGACUACACCUUCAACUAAAACUGACUUCGGAUUUUGGGGAAGUCGCCAGUGACCACGGAUUGUGGAUUGUGAAAAGAGUUUUGAUUGCCUUUUAAUGUGGGAAUGCUUUCUCCUCUUCUCCGUGGUAUGUGGAUCUGGGAGCGACCAUGUUAUUAGGCAGGUGAUAAAAGGAGCCGUGGGCUGCUCUAUCCCAGCUUGAAUAAGAUCCAGGAUAGAAACAGAGAUAUAUACGGAGAAGAGCAUUCACUGGAACCAGGGAAAAUGAAAAUGAAUGCAUCUCUGUAUCACUGACAAGCAGACCUGGGAUGAUAUCAUGACCUUUUCUUCCUGAGAGUAACUAGUUUAGCAAUGAGUGGGGGGAUAUAAUGGCCAAGAACAAGGAUGCACGCCCCCCAACAUUCGCCGUCAGCGUGGUUGGCCUCUCGGGGACGGAGAAAGAGAAGGGAAAUUGUGGCGUGGGGAAGUCCUGCCUAUGCAACCGAUAUGUGCGUCCAGAUGCAGACAACUACUACUCGGAGCACACCUCAGUGCUCAGCACGAUAGACUUUGGUGGUCGUGUAGUUAACAACGACCACUUCUUGUACUGGGGAGAGGUGUCGCAUCGAGGGGAUGAGGGAUUGGACUAUAAAAUCCAAAUCAUUGAACAAACGGAGUUCAUCGAUGACCAGACGUUUCUUCCGCAUCGGAGUACGAACUUGCAGCCAUACACAAAGCGGGCAGCAGCAACCAAGCUCCAGUCAGCAGAGAAGCUUAUGUACAUCUGCACAGACCAGCUGGGCUUGGAGCAGGACUUUGAUCAGAAGCAAAUGCCUGAUGGGAAGCUAAACAUCGAUGCCUUUGUGUUGUGCAUUGAUGUUAGUAAGGGUUGCAACAGGAAGUUUGAUGACCAAAUGAAAUUUGUCAAUAGCCUUUACUCUCAAAUUGUCAAGUCAAAGAAGCCUAUUGUUGUUGCUGCCACGAAAUGUGAUGAGUGUGUAGAUCAGUACCUGAGGGACCUGCAGGGCUUUGUUGCCAGUAAGAAGAACCUGAUGCUAAUUGAAACGUCAGCACGCUCCAAUGUCAACAUAGAGCUUUGCUUCAACGCCCUAAUCCAGCAGCUGGAUAAAACAAGAGGGAAGCCAAAAACUGUGCCAUACCUGGAGGCCUAUAAAAUCCAACGUCAGCUUGUUGCCUCAGCAACAGAUAGAUUUGAGAAAUUGAUGGUACACUCAGUGAGGGAUUAUCACAUCACUUGGAAAACUGUGAUGAAUAAUCUAAAGGGGCAGUCUGACUAUCAUGAGUUCAUUACCUUGGAGGGCACCAAGAAGGCCCGCAACAUGUUCACAAAGCACAUUGCACAACUGAAACAGGAGCACAUUAAGAGGAGAAGGGAGGAGUACCUGACGACGCUACCGAAAACCCUUAACAACAUCCUCAAUAACCUGGACGAGAUUGAACACCUUUCAUGGCCCGAGGCACAGAGUGUGAUCCGGAACAGGUCUGAUUUCCAGUACUGGUUUGUGAUACUGGAAAAUACACCAUGGGACGAGACGGACCACAUUGAUAACAGUGACCGUAGGAUACCCUUUGACCUUCUUGAUACACCGGACGGUGAGAGAAUUUACCAUAAUCACGUCCAGCACCUUCUGUCUGAGAAGAGGAGGGGGGAAAUGAAAGAGAGGUUCAAGAAGACAUUGGAGAGGGUUCAUUUUAUCACUCCAGGGCAGCCUUGGGAGGAAGUCAUGUGCUUUGUCAUGGAGGAUGAGGCCUACAAGUACAUCACGGAAUCAGAUAGGAGGGAUGUUUACUGUAGGCACCAGCAGGAAAUAGUUGAAAGGGCUAAAGAGGAUUUUCAGGAAAUGCUUUUCGAGCACGCCGAGUUAUUCUAUGACUUGGACCUGAAUGCAACCCCCAGCUGUGACAAGAUGAGUGAAAUUCACAGUGUGCUGAAUGAGGAGCCCAGAUACAGAGCACUGCAGAAACUUGCCCCAGAUAGAGAGUCGCUCCUCCUCAAACACAUUGGGUUUGUUUAUCAUCCCACUAAGGAGACAUGCCUAAGCGGGCAGAACUGUGUGGAUCUGAAAGUGGAGCAAGUUUUAGCAAACAGGCUGGUACAGCUCGACCACGGACGCUCUAAUCUUUACUAUAACAGUGCCAACAUCGAUAAAAUAAACCUCUGCCUCCUGGGAAAGGAGGGUCUCUCACAGGACCUAGCCAAUGAGAUCCGAGCUCAGUCUACAGACGAUGAGUACACUCUAGAUGGUAAAAUCUAUGAACUGGAGCUUCUUCCUGUGGACGUCAACUCCACUUUGCUCUUCAGCCACACAUGGGUCACCACUUUUAAGCCACACGGCUGCUUUUGUGUGUUCAACUCAAUAGAGUCACUUAACUCUAUUGGCGAUUGCAUAGGCAGGAUAAGGGCGGAGAUAGCACAGAGUCGACGAGAUAGAUUUGCUCAGCCACUCCCUUUUAUUCUCAUCCUGGCAAAUCAGAGAGACAGUGUUUGUAAAAACAUACCUAUCUUGAGGCACCAGGGUCAGCAGCUGGCAAACAAAUUGCAGUGCACCUUUGUCGACAUCCCCUCUGGAGCCUUUCCUCGCAAAUUCACUGAGUUCCAAAUUAAGCAGGGUCUCAGAGCAGUGCUGGAGGGGCUAAAGCAUAGCUUUGAGGUCUUGGCCCCACUGCCAUGUAUCAAAGACAUGUCAGAGAUGGACCUUAGAAUAGUCAUGUGCGCCAUGUGCUGGGAUCCCUUCAGCGUUGACCUCAUCCUCUCGCCCUUUCUAGACUCACAUUGCUGUAGCGCUGGACAGCCUGGUCAGAGCAACACACUGAUACUGGAUAAGAUCAUAGGGGACAGCAGGAGGAGGAUCCAGGUCACAGUCCUCUCCUACCACUCUGCCAUUGGUGUUCGUAAAGAUGAACUAGUGCAUGGCUACAUUUUGGUCUACUCUGCCAAACGCAAAGCUUCCAUGGCGACCCUGCGAGCCUUCCUGGCAGAAGUCCAGGAUGUAAUCCCCGUGCAGAUGGUGGCAAUCACAGACAGCCAGGCGGAUUUCUUUGAGAAUGAUGCCAUCAAGGAGUUGAUGACCGAGGGGGAGCACAUUGCCACAGAGAUUGCUGCCAAGUUUACGGCCCUCUACUCGCUGUCCCAGUAUCAUCGGCAGACUGAGGUUUUCACCCCUUUUUUCAAUGAAGUGCUAGAGAAGAAGCCUAACAUUGAGAGCUGCUUCCUGUUUGACAGUUCGUCACGUGAGUGCACCACAGGAGCCAGUGAAGAUGUCUUCCCCACCUCUCCCCAUAGCCACUCCCCAGCUUACAACACUUACUACCCAGAGUCCGACGAUGAUAAUGAGGCCCCCCCACCUUAUAGUCCAAUAGGCGAUGAUGUUCAGCUUCUCCCCACACCCAGUGAGCGGGCUAAAUACAGGAUCGACCUCGAGGGCAAUGAGUACCCAGUCCAUAGCACACCUGUCGGAGACCAUGAACGCAACCACAAAGUGCCUCCACCCGUCCGGCCCAAACCAGUGCUCCCCAGGCCUAAUGUUAAAAAGCUGGACCCCAACCUGCUCAAAACCAUUGAGGCUGGUAUGCGAAGUAAUCGAAGAAUGCCACGUGCCCCAGUGAUGCACACUGAAGAUGUGGAGCCAUCAGACAACUAUGCAGACCCUGUGGACACCCUGCUCAGACCCAGGGGCUUCCACAAUGACGACAUAUAUGCUGUGCCUGAAGAUGCACACAACCGCCUGAUCAAAAUAAAGAACUCUUUUGGUGGGUUACACAUUCUCCACGGAGGAGGAGAGGAAGAGAAUGGGUUUGAUCGGAAAUCCCAGGCUGCAAGGCGGCCAUCAAAAUAUAAAGAUCGCUCAAAAAUCCUUUUCAGCAAGACGAAAGCCUACCAAAGACGAUUCCACUCGGACAGUGAUGGAGAGGAGACUGGCCCGGCCACUCAGAAAAAGAAAAACAGAAGAGCCCAUCGGGGCAGCGAGGAGGACCCGCUGCUCUCUCCCGUCGACCCUUGGAAGGGUGGGAUUGAUAAUCCUGCAAUCACCUCCGACCCAGAGCAGGAGGACAAGAAGCUGAAAAAGAAGAAGACACCCAAGACGCCAAAAGAAUCCAAGAAGCCGAAAUCAUCCAAGCCCCCCAAACCGCUGUACCCACCCACUCGAAGAACUUGGGAGAGCAACUACUUUGGCGUUCCCUUGCAGAACCUAGUAACCCCGGAUCGCCCCAUCCCACUUUUCAUCGAGAAAUGUGUCGACUACAUAGAGCGCACAGGUCUGACGACAGAGGGCCUGUAUCGCGUCAGUGGGAACAAGACAGACCAGGACAACAUUCAGAAACAGUUCGAUCAAGAUCACAGUAUUGACUUUGUGGCGAUGGAUGUGGCGGUGAAUGCCGUUGCUGGAGCGCUGAAGGCUUUCUUUGCUGACCUGCCCGAUCCGCUGAUCCCCUACAGCCUGCACCCAGAGCUGGUGGAGGCCGCAAAAAUCAUGGACUACAUGGAGCGUCUGCAGGCACUGCGGGAGAUUGUCAAAAAGUUUCCUCCCGUCAACUACCAGGUCUUCAAAUACAUCAUCACACACCUCAACAGAGUGAGCCAGCAUAGCAAAACAACCCUGAUGACAGCCGACAAUCUGUCCAUCUGCUUCUGGCCCACGCUCAUGCGGCCCGACUUCGAGAACAAGGACACGCUGUCGACCACCAAGCUGAACCAGGCCGUCAUCGAGUCCUUCAUUGUACAGAGCGACUACUUCUUCCACGGUGGCGAGGUGGCCGAGAGCUCCAGCAGCGAAGGGACACCGCCCCCGCACUGCCACAACAUGGUGGAGGCCCUGCUGCCGCUGCAGCUGCCGCCCCCCCUGCAGCCACAGCAGAUCCAGCACACCCUUCCCCCUGACCCGCUCAUAUAAGAGCCAAAGGAGCAUGCUGGGAAGUGAAGUGGAGGGUGGUUGUUUGCCCGCGCUGCCAGCCGCUUACGGCCGACAAUUGCAGGUCAUCCUCUGCUCUACAAAUAGCUGGCGGGCUCAUAAAAAUGGAAAAUAAAACAACCUUGUCGCUGAUUUUCGGGGGAUUCAUCAGCUGCUGUUUGUCAUCGACUUGGAGGUGAAUGAGCUUUGGGGGUUUAGAGGCGCAUGGACCAUUUGUUGGAUCAAACCUAAUCUGUGAGACCUGCUCAUCCUGUGAGGAAAAUCCUGGAUUAGAGAAUUACAAUCGCACGCCUUCAUGAUACAGAAGCUGAAAACGGCGAAUGAACCGCUUUGAUUUGGCACAUAGUGACAACACUAAUCGUUUCACAGGGUCAGACACAGACUCUUGGGAUCCCAGGACACACUCCUACCUUUAACCCAGACGGAAUAGCACAUUGGGGGCCAGAAGUCCCUAUUAAGCACCGCCCUCCUCAUCCCCGCUCCGAGAUAAGAGAAAAGGGAAGUUGAAUCCCUGCGACUGCAACUCAAAUGUGAAACGAUCUGAUACGGACUGAUUGGCGGACUCAUUAGCUGACUUGACCGGCUACCUGACUAACACACAUGCUGACUGUGAGGAUUUCAGUCUUCCUGCAGGUUUCAGCACAGGAAAACAUUUCUUCUUCUUUUGUUUGACCCCGUUCAUAAGAAGGAAGGAGGGAUCAACAAGACACUAAAGGUCAAACACACUCAUGGGCGCGAGAUGAAGUCAAAGCCUUGUAGAAGAGCUUUUCAGUUUCGGUGAGGUGGGAGAUGGGUGCGCUCUCACUUUUAAAUCCUAAAUGACAAAAAAAAAUAAAGAAAAAAAAAUAAACAAAGAACCCCCUUCCCGCUACAUGAACUUUGACCCUCGUCAAGGACAGCACAUGCACGAUUUGUGUCAAAAGUCCACAUGCCAAUUUCAUGUCUGUUUGCUUAGCUCUUUUUUCUUUCCAUUAUUUCCAUUUUUUUAAAACAAAAAUAUUUUUUGUAACGUCAGAUAUCGACCCAGCUUGUGUGUUUGUGUGUGAUGAUGCUGAUGAUGUGUGUGAUGGUGUAUCUGUGUGAGCUGACCUGUGGUUUGUAUCGCAGCCACUUUGUACCUUCCCAUCAUGGGGAAGGAGGGGAUUCAGAAGGGAAAACGGAACGGAGAAUGUGGACUUGUGGAUUUGUGAUGCUCCAUGUGAGCGAUUCUUCACACUAACUGUUCCUGAGUGUCUCCAUAGAGCCUCAAACUGUUAAUGCACCGCCUCUCAAUCGGAAGGGACGGCAACCCCUCGACGAUGGCACAUGAAUAAGGAAACCACUACGUUGCGAUGCAUUCUGGACCUCUUUGGUUCAAGGAGGCGUCUUCCAUGUUGGGCUUACUUCCUGGAGGAUGCUUUACAUCUUUUCAUUUCCAUUGUUUUUCAUUCUCCCGUUUCUGUUGGUUUGUUGAAAUCAAAAGUUUGCAUGUCUCUGUUUUUGCCACUUCGUGAAAAAAAAAAAGAGCUUUAACGUUAAAAAAAAGAAAGAAAUGAAACUCUAAAUGAGCUCCUGUUCAGAUUUGCAUUGUUUUAUCUGAAUCUCUUUGGGUUAAGGGGAACGUUUCAGAAAACAUUUUCGGGUUUUUUUUGGCAUUUGUUCUUUUUCCGCCAUGCAAGAAAUCAACACUUAAUAUCAUAUUUUUGGUUAUAUAGUUUUCCCUAAAUAGAGGAAAGAAGUAUAUAUAAGUAUAUAUAAAUAUAUAAAAAAAAUAUCAGCAGCAGAAGUUGCUGAUUUAGUGAACUACCACGGGGUACUGGACUAUAAUCUGUCAGAAGCUAUAAUCAUAUUUCUUUGUGGUUUGGGUGGUGUGUGAGUGUGAAUGAGAGAGUGAGCGUGUGUGUUUACACAGGGGAUGGGAGUGGGUUUGAUAACAGAUGGUUAGUUUUGAACUCCUCUUUGACCUGUCCAACACACACACACACACACACAAAUAAAAAUCUCAUUGCUUUCUUCGUCUGCGGCACACUGAGGGAGACGGAGGCACAUAAAUGAAGCCUCUCGUGCUGAACAUAAAGCCCCAUAGAGGAUAUCUAACUCCUUAUUUCUGGUCUUCUGUCCAUCUGGAUCCAAGUUCUCCUGUCUGCUGUGUAAUAAUCAUUUUUAAGCUUUUCCAUGAGCUGAAACGUACAAGUUGGUAACAAUUUGGAAUAAAAUUCUCAUGAAGCGAACAAUUACAUUUUAAAGGUAUAUAUUGCACUUUUUGUAAUUAAAAUAUGCCAAUAAAAUAAUGCUACGUACUACAUAAUAGUUACAGUAUUUAAUAAAUAACUAUUUUUGUAGUCGGGGGGGGACUACUGCUAAAUCUGAAUGCAUCCAUUACUGUUGAUGUGUUAGAAACAAUAAAGAAAAUAGCCACACUUUUAAUCUGCACAUGCCAUGCCAGCAAAAGUCAGAAAUAUAUGUGUGCAGGUCAUUUCAAUUUUUAUAGAAUAUAGUUGUGUCUUAUAAACAGUAAGUGAAUAUUAAUUUGGUUUAUUUGGAAAUUUAAUUGGCACCAAAAACAGCAUCUUUCCAGGUCGUGUCCUAAAUCAGCCCCUAAAAUGCUUCUGUAUUCUGUAAUUAUAAAGUUUAUAUUAAUGGUACUCUCAAUUAGUUUAUCUAUUUAUACACAAUAAUAUGUAAAUAUUUGUUUUGAGUGUGUUUAAAAAGCUAGCCAGAUGUGUUAUUUGUGGUCGCUGUCUGUGAGGAUGACAGAUACAGGUUUAAGGCAGGUUAAACUUUCUGUUAAUGGUGCAGCACGUGGAUUCAGAUGGACAGAAACACAUUUUAGGCAGCAGAAAUAACCUCAGUUUAAAAGCAGCAGCCAAAAACUGUCGGUGAGCUUGACGAGCAGACACAGAGUGAAUGUCGGUGUAGGUACUGAACUGAAAAUGUCUAUUUUUUAAAGGGUUUUACUGUGGUGAACCUGAGACUUCCACUAAAAUGUCCAGCUCACGUGCAGCUGCUGUGCUCCUCAUCAUUUUUAAUUCACUUUUAAUAAACUUUUUCUUUUUUUUUUCCUUUUUGAAGAAUCUUUUAAAAAGUACUUUCAUUUAUAAUUUAACCCACUUUUAUGAACUUCCUCUCUGCACUUUCUGCUGCCUUCUCCAGCGCUACAGCCCAGCAUUAUCCCUCAGUGAAUGUCAGCAUUGAGAGACGAAUCAGUGAUAUAAUGUAGUUUUGUCCUGUUUUGGACGCCCGUCUCCUUCUGUGUCCUCGUUGCACUCUUUUCAGACCUCAUAAUGGCUCACUGCUUUGUAAAGCAAUUCUCAGUUGAGUUUUUUUUUCUUCUUGAAAUUCAGCCUUGUUAUUUUUCAGUCGGUGCUCAAAAAACUGGUCUGUUAGACAUUAAAAAUGUCAUGUUUUUAAUUGUGGACAAUUAUGCAAUUAACUGAACCAACUUAGAUGAUUGGUUUCGCAUAUGACCUUGAGAUAAAACAAGUUUUACUGAGGGGAAAGGAAUGGAGCCAAACGCCUGUCUAACCUCACAUCACAGGUCUGAUUGAGAGGGCACUUUGAAGGAGACCUGCAUCUAUAAUGGGGCAAAUAUUUUCUUCUGAGAUGUGAGUGAUGAGGUUAAAGGUGUGCUAGAGGAAGAAAAUAUUCAGAGCGGAAGCCAAACCCUUACUUUACAGAUUUUAUGAUGUUGGACAGAGGAGGAUUUUGAAGGGCACAUUGAAGCAAGUGAAUAAGUGAAGCUGGGAGAGAGUGUGAGAGUGUUUUUCCUGGGGGGCAGGGCUGAGGGAGGGUGGGGUUCAGCUGCUAGAUGAUAUAAGACUAAGUUGUUCGUCUGUAGUUUUCCAUCAAUCAAUCGACUCUUCUUUUAAUUUACCUUUUUUUUCCCCAAUAAGAUCUGCCUUUAUCCAAUCACACCGGUGUACAAACCAACUGACUUUUAACAUCCGCUGUAUUAUAGUAAAUAAAAAUGAUUUUCAGAAAUGGAAAAACUCUAAAAGAUCUUUUUUUUCUUUGUUUGCUCUCCAUAAUGUUUC